This is a messenger RNA of Neurospora tetrasperma FGSC 2508, 4112 nucleotides long. Its product is annotated as Nitrogen catabolic enzyme regulatory protein. Gene Ontology annotation, biological process: positive regulation of transcription by RNA polymerase II; negative regulation of transcription by RNA polymerase II. The transcript is spliced from 3 exons. Lineage: Eukaryota; Fungi; Ascomycota; Sordariomycetes; Sordariales; Sordariaceae. Bases 82 to 3183 code for a protein of 1033 amino acids. Gene Ontology annotation, molecular function: RNA polymerase II cis-regulatory region sequence-specific DNA binding; DNA-binding transcription factor activity, RNA polymerase II-specific; zinc ion binding. The record is from RefSeq and is a predicted model, not a curated record.
GUCAAGGUCAACCGCCAACGUCUCAUCCUCCAACCCACCCCCGGCAGGUCUCGCUCCUCCUUCCAGUUCCUCUGUGCGACAAUGGCGGCCAGCACCACAACCCCAACCGCCACGACAAGGCCGUUUUUCACCAUGAAUCCCACGACAACAGAGCACGACUUUCGCUUCCCGCGCAGGCCAGGUGAUUCCAUGGCCGGCACCGGACUUGGGGGUGCCGCCAUGUCAUCGUCCUCAGCCAACAACAACAACCAGCACCACCACCCCAUGAGCGCAUUCAACCACCACCACCACAAUGCUGCUGGCAGUGCCCGUGGCCGUGAUAGCUACGGUCGCCCCAGCAGCAGCAACACCAGCAACGGCUUUGUGGCCAACAUCAACCACCAGAGCAGUAGUCACAACAACAUUAGUAAAAACAUACCUCCUCCCACCAGUGACUACCACAACCAGUCGGCAUCCAACGGCGCCGCAGCCUAUGAUCUGCUCCGCUCGUCCGCUUUCCCGCCUUUUCAGGACGGCCUGGCUGGCAUGACCCAGAGCCCGGACGAGAUGCAGAAACAGGACCCGCUGGCUACCCAGGUCUGGAAAUACUUUGCUAAGACCAAGCUGGCCCUGCCCAACCAGGAGCGCAUGGAGAACUUGACUUGGCGAAUGAUGGCCAAGCCGCUGCAGACCUAUCGUAGGCAAAUGGAGACUGACCGGACACACCGUUUUUCGGAAUCAGCCCCUCAAAAAUCGACAAGCGGCAUCGCGCGAUUGCGCAAGUCCUCGGAGCAGACCCAAUCCCAGGGGUCUGACCUCAUGAACCUGGACGAUUUCAUCAACGGCGAAAACAUAAGCACGCCAGCCGGCCUGUCUCUUGCGCCUUCGCCCGAAACAUCCUCCAAAAUGGCCGACGACCGAACUGCUCACCACUCCACGGCUUCAGCUAUCCCUAUCAAGGCUCGCAAAGACCAGCAAUCUCAGCACAUGAUCCCUCAGUCCGUCCCUGCGGCCCUGCACCACCCAAGGAUGCAGACCGAAUUUGGCUACCUUCCUCGACACCUUCGCAAAACCAGCAUCGACGAGACUAGCAAACGCAACCCGAACCGCAAACGCCCUGCCGAUUUCUCUCCCCACGUCUCCGCGGUGACUCCUAGCUACGUGACCAACGGCCUCGACGCCGAUACUGAUCUCCAUGAUUACUCGCUUGAUCAUACGAGUCAUGACGGCUUGCCGCCGCAAACCGCCCAUUCUUCGGUCCCCUACGCUCUCGAUACCGUCGGCCUCGAUGCUGAUAACUUCAUCACCUCUGCCGGUCCCUUCCAGCAGAACUUCUCUUUCUCGCCGUCCACGUCACCGAUGGUUAGCCACGAUCCAUUUACGGCCAUGUUUGGCCCCAACAACUCUUCUAUGCACAGCGGCCCUAUCAAUGGCAACAACUUCUACUCGCCCCCUGCCUCCGCAUUCCAGUCGACUGCCUCUACGCCUCAUCCCAUGAACGAGGGGGGUGAUAACUUUUACUUUGGUGUCGACAUGCGCCGCGCUCGCCAGCAGCCUUAUCAGCCAGGAAACCAUGGCAUGGGCAACGCCAUGGCUCACCAGUUCCCCUAUGCCGGUAACGGCAACAUGAUGUUCCCGGCGUCUUCGGCUGGCCAGGAUCCGACGCCCUCCUUUACGGCUCCGAACUCGUUUAGCGGCCACAUUGACCCCACCCAAGUGUUCCAUAACGAACAGGCAGUCCGAUCACCAGGCAUCAGUGUUUUGCAAGACAGUCUAUUUACAUUCGGAGCAGAAUCUGAUGGAGACGAGGAGGAUGGUGGCGCAUUUGCCGAUCGCAACCUAUCAAUUUCUCAUGACUUUUCUUCUCAGGGCAUGGAGGAACCGGCAUUUGACUCGCCGUCUAUGGGAUGGGAUCCGUCUCUACCUGGAAAUUUCAGCACGCAGGCGGCGAGGUAUCCCGGUGGCCCCCCGCGAAAACAGGUUACGAUUGGCGCUACAACAACCGAUUAUGUUGAUAACACUGGAGAAUGGGAUGGAAGCGGUCUUCCCAGGUCUCAGUCGCAGUCAUUCCGUCAGAACGACCUGCGUAAAGGGAAGAUGUCUAGGACGGCAUCGACCCCAGGUCUGUCCGCUAGAAUGAACCCGUUCGAGAGACUUGCGCAGUCUGCCUCCCACUCGCCACCUGCCGACGUAGGUCGUUCGUCUGGUCUUUCCUCGGUACCGGCAAGCCGGCCUUCAUCCCCUCCUCCUGGAGCAAAGCAAGGUUCGACAACGAACUUGCAGGGCGCAGCUGGAAACUCGACAGACACACCAACAACUUGCACUAACUGCUUUACGCAAACGACCCCAUUGUGGCGCCGUAACCCAGAUGGACAACCCCUCUGCAACGCUUGUGGCUUGUUCUUGAAGCUCCAUGGUGUCGUGAGACCGCUAAGUUUGAAGACGGAUGUCAUCAAGAAAAGGAACCGCGGUUCGGGAGCGAGCCUGCCUGUGGGCGGUACGAGCACGCGGUCCAAGAAGAAUGCAAGCAUGAGUGCAGCCGCUCGGAAGAACUCGACUUUGUCCAUUACCUCCAACGCCAACAAUCAACCACCCGCCCAGGUGGCGACACCUCCGGCUCAGCAGCAAGUCCGUGCCAGCAGUGUCAACGAGAGCGAAAGCCCUGCGAGUGGCCCCGCUUCGGGUGGUAACACUGCGGGUAGUACCCCCACGAGUUAUCACGGGAGCACGGGCUCUACGAGUGGUGCUGUGGGUGGAAAGAGUGUGAUACCCAUCGCGUCCGCGCCGCCCAAGAGUGCGCCGGGACCUGGGGCUGGUUCAAUGUCUCGCCGCGACACGAUUAGCUCGAAACGCCAGAGGCGUCACAGCAAGAGCGCCGGAAGCGAUCAGCCUGUCAGUGCCGGAGCUGUCAGCAGCAGCGGAAUGGACGUUGAUAGUCCCGCCAAUUCGACGGGAUCUAAUGAAACAAUGCCCACCUUCAACCCCGGCGGUGCCUUUUCUGGGCUUCCCCCAACGACUCAGAGUAGCCUUGGCUUCGGCAAUGGGUAUAUCAACACCCCCCGUCCCAUGGUUGGGCCUGGCGGUAUGAUGGGAAUGCCAAACGGCCAAGCUGGUCAGAUGAUGGGUGCGAGCAGCAGCAGUGGGCCUGGUAGCGGCCCUUCUCGUACUGGAGCCGAGUGGGAAUGGCUCACAAUGAGUCUUUAAUGUGGAGGCCACGACACAUGCGACAUCGUUUUAUGUUUUAUCAUUAUGACACGCUUCUUCUCGCGAUAUAUUUCAUUUUUGGAUGGCUUCCUCUGUCAGUCUCUUACGUUAUGGAUUUUUCUUUGAGAGUUGCAGCAAUCGGGGACUUUGGAAUUCACACAAGGCAAUGGGGCAUUAUGGUGUGGCAAUGGCAUAGACGGUCUUGAUUUUUGCUUUUUACUCUGGCCGGGGGAAACGGUACGGCCGUUCAAGCUGUCAAGUUUCGAACGACAGCUUUUCUAAACAUUUCUCCCCCGCACGUCUCAUUUCCUGGUACACAAAGCGUUGAUAGAAGAAGGAGGCGGGUUGAUGAGGAUGGGACGAGAGGCCCAGGAGGGGCGGGGAAAGAUGGAGAUGGGAAGCUGGGGACGCGCACCUGCAUUUCAACAAGACACCAUUGCCAGCGAUUGUCGGCCGGGAACUCUAGCCUCCCGACCAUGAAAGUGCUAUGUUGACACCCGGCUGUUGAACGGAGAAGAGCGCGAUGACAGCAGAAGAUAAAGGACAAACCAAGGCAACUUCGGGGUGGAGCAUACAUCUGCUUUGGGCGUUCUUUGGUGGACGAAGUCGACAGUUGGAGAGAAGAAGAGAAGGAAGCAGAUGACAUGAUGGGGAUGGGUCUUGACGGAACGAGCCUCGCCAUUGUUUAUACCGACUUACUAGCGAUGCUCGCUUGAUGCUCUCGAUGAUGUGGAUGGCUGCUGGGCUGAAGUUUCAAGUCCCGCGCGUCUACGCUUUUUUGUCCAUAUACGAGAAAGAUGAUGAUACCCGGAAUUUUUCUUUUUCAAGCUUGGCUCUUCUUUCCUGGCUGGAUUGUUGUUUACGAUAGGCAGAUACCAUCAAUGGAGAAUACUAAGCAUGCAAAUCUAAUGUUGCCUCUAACGGUCACC